GAAUAGUUUUGAAUUUCCGUCACCAUGAUGAUGAUCGUAGAAAAGGGCAAAGCAAUGAAUGGAGGGCGAAUCCCGCAGGUGAAGUAAACGAGGAGAGAGAAAGUAUCCAUCUCUCUCUCUCUCUCUAUCCUAUCUGUCAACGCCUCCCCACUCACCUCCUCUUCAAUUUCUAGAGAGAUAAAACGAGGAAAAUCCCCCACAAAACCACCACACAGGAUCCUCCCGCCUGCCUGCAACUUCCUACUCCCACGCUCUCUACUGUCAAACAAAUCCCCACGUACAAUACAAAUCUCUCUCCCUCUCUGUUGACAUUCUUGAAAAGGAUAAAGGAGAGAAGAGAAGAAGGAAUGUUGCUGAAUUCCAAGCUACUGCAGAUCUUCUAAUCACUUACAUGAGAAAAGAAAACGGAGAUGGAUGAGGAUAUAUUUUCCGGCAUUGCCAAUGGAGCACAGGUUGAUGGCAAGGUUCUUCAGACAUUUCAGAAGAACAUUGUGCAGGUGCAGAACAUUUUGGACCAAAACAGGCUGCUGAUCAUUGAGAUUAACCAGAAUCACGAGUCAAAAGUCCCACGUAAUUUGACUCGAAAUGUGGGGUUAAUUCGAGAGCUUAACAACAACAUCAGAAGGGUUGUUGAUCUUUAUAACGAUCUCUCCAACUCAUUUGCCAAAUCCAUGGAGGUUUCGUCUGAAGGGGAGUCAGGUGGGACGACUAGGUCUGAUGGAAGAGCUGGACAUAAGAGGGUGCGAUCUAGUGAUUGAUCGUAUUUAGGGUUGUUUCAUUUGGAUUAACUGUUGCGGUUACUCAGUUUCUUGAAAAGUUUUUCUUGAUUUUUAACCCUCAUAAAAUGAGCAUUUUCUUGCAUAAAGGAAUGGUAGAUACAUCUUUCUUUGUAGUUUGCAGACCUUUCUUUCUUUUCUCGAGUACAAAAGUUUGGUUGGCCAGAAUGUAACAUGGCAGGUCUAGAUUUUUUUUUCUUUACAUCCAUAGGGUGAAUUGAACAAUCUUUUAGAUAAAAAGUGACCUAUGUUUACCAAUUUUUUGUUGAGUCAAUAUGCAUUUACAGAACUUUCUGUUCGAACUGAGGUUUCCUCGGCCCAAAAAUCAGCAAAAUUGCCAAGUCUUGAUGAAAUCCACUGCUUAUAGGCUCUGAUAGUAGUGUAUGAUUAAUAGUUUGAAGUGCAAGAAAUCUGCAGGACCCAUUCUUUAAUCUUCCACAAGAUCCAGAUUGUUGUACCACGUGCAACAAGUGCAAGAUCCAGAUCGUCAUACCAUGUGCAGCAAGUGCAUGAAGACCGGACUCAGGAAUGAAAAAGCAAAAGAUUUGCACUUGUUCAAUUGAGUUCUUUAAGAAAAAAUGCCAAGAUAUAGUAUAAAUUUCUGUUCAAAAUGCAGCCGGCAACAGUCAGAAUAAAUGACAUCUUAUUAAAGUGCAUCCCAGGAUAAACAAAUACAUAUAUGCACACUUUCUUCUCUUUUUGUGUUUCAUUUCUUAUCUCUGUCUCCUUGUCAAGCUCAACUCUUUUUAAUAACAUUCAUAUCCACC
This is a messenger RNA of Sesamum indicum (sesame), 1543 nucleotides long. Its product is annotated as protein ELF4-LIKE 4. The record is from RefSeq and is a predicted model, not a curated record. Lineage: Eukaryota; Viridiplantae; Streptophyta; Magnoliopsida; Lamiales; Pedaliaceae. Gene Ontology annotation, biological process: positive regulation of circadian rhythm; entrainment of circadian clock.